Cryptomeria japonica (Japanese cedar) is the source of this 2260-nucleotide messenger RNA. RefSeq names its product cysteine-rich receptor-like protein kinase 43. Bases 194 to 2236 code for a protein of 680 amino acids. Lineage: Eukaryota; Viridiplantae; Streptophyta; Pinopsida; Cupressales; Cupressaceae. The transcript is spliced from 7 exons. Gene Ontology annotation, molecular function: ATP binding; protein kinase activity. The record is from RefSeq and is a predicted model, not a curated record. Gene Ontology annotation, biological process: protein phosphorylation.
UCAAUUUUCUACAAAAAAUCAAACUUUAUUGGAAGUUUGUAUUAUAAAGUAUUUCCAUCCGCGUUCAUGGUUAUGCCCACAACGUACAAGCUACGAUUGCCCACAAUAAACAAACAUAAACGGUAUAUAAGAAAAACAACGAGGGAAAACAUUCAAGGGGGAUUUCUAAGAGAAUCCCAAGGCUAAAAACCACAUGCCGAUCGCCCACAAUACAAUGUUUCAGCGAAUGCUCCUCGUUUUCCUGUUAUUGGGCAUCGCUAUGUUGUUCAUUGUUCCGGGAGCGAUCAGUACGUGCAAUCCUGACAACUAUACAAGUUUUAAAUUCGGGAAGAAUUUGGAGAUGGUUCUGAAUGAUCUUGUGAAUCAUACAUCAUCCUCAAAUGGUUUCAACACCUCUGUCUCUGGCCAAAAUCCAGACAAAGCUUAUGGACUUCUGCAAUGUAGGGGAGACACAACGGAGGAGGAAUGUCUGAGCUGCUCAAAACAAGCAAUCUCCACCGCUCGCGAGCUUUGUGGAAAUGCCACUGGAAGUAAAUUAUGGCUGGACAAGUGCUUCUUACGCUACGAGAAUUUUAGCUUCGUUGGAAAACUGAAUACCGAUGGGACGUCUUAUUUCAAUCCAGUGAAGAUUAAGGAUGACCCUGAUGGGUUUAGUGUGGCAGUUCAGGCACUUUUCAGAAAUCUGACAGAUGACGCCCUUCUAUCUCCUAUUCGAUAUGCUUCUGGACAAACAAGCGCUCCUUCAUUUAACCAGAUAUUCGGUAUUCUUCAGUGCUGGAGAGAUACAACUUCUGUUGAAGACUGCAACACAUGCUUAAAACUUGCAAUUCAUUCGAUGUUAGGGGCAACGGAUAAUGGAACUCAUGAAGCAGGUUGGGGUUGCUUGGGAAGUUGUGUUGCUCAUUAUGAAAUUAGCCCAUUCUUUACUCCUGCGCCUCCUCCACCUUCCCUCCAAAUGCCAUCUCAACAACCGAUUCAGCAGCCACUUAUAACACCUAAAAAAUCUUCAAGCAAAAAAUAUUUAGUUUUGGGUACUGUGAGCGGCUUGCUCAUGAUUCUACUGUUAUGUCUAUUUGCAAUCCGGAGAAAAUUGAAGUCUGCCUUAGUAUUAAGGAAAUCAGCUACCGCAAGGAAAGUGAACCAAGAUAUAGAGGUAAACUCAAUGAUUGAGCAUGAAACAAUCUUCAACUUAGAAAAUAUCAAGGCUGCAACUGAGAAUUUCCAUGAUGAUAACAAGCUUGGAGAGGGAGGAUUCGGUCCAGUCUAUAAGGGCACAAUGUCAAAUGGAGUACAAAUAGCAGUGAAGAAACUUUCUGUACAAUCAUUGCAAGGGAAAGAAGAGUUUCUAAAUGAAGUUAAGCUGAUUGCAAAUAUUCAACAUCGUAAUCUUGUUAAUCUACUUGGGUAUUGCGUAGAGGGAUUAGAACGCUUGCUGGUUUACGAGUUCUUAUCAAAUAAUAGCCUUGACAAAAUACUCUUUCAUCCACAGAGAAGUAAAGAGCUUGGCUGGCACAAGCGUUUAAACAUUAUACUUGGAAUAGCUCGUGGGCUUCUAUACUUGCAUGAAGAUUCUCAGUUGCCCAUCAUUCAUCGAGACAUUAAAGCAAGUAAUAUUUUGCUUGAUGAGAAAAUGGAGCCAAAGAUAUCAGAUUUUGGCUUAGCUAGACUAUUUAGUCGAGAUGAGACUCAUAUUAACACAUUGAGGGUUGCAGGAACAUUUGGGUAUAUGGCACCAGAGUAUGCUCUAGGAGGUCAACUAUCUAUUAAAGCUGAUGUUUAUAGUUUCGGUGUUGUCGUUUUAGAAAUUAUAUGUGGAAUAAAGAACAAUGAUAUUAGAUUGUCCUCUGAAUUCCAAAGCCUACUAGAAUGGGUAUGGAGAUCUUAUAGGGAAGGAAAUACUACUAAUGUGAUUGAUAAAGAUAUAAUAGAAAGUUUCUCUAGAGACCAAGUUUCAAGAUGCAUUCAUGUGGGUCUUCUAUGUACACAAGCAGAUGCAUCACUUCGUCCAGGAAUGUCCAAUGCAUAUGCAAUGCUUUCAAAUCGUUUUGUGGGUGACUUACCAGAUCCGACAAGGCCUGCCUAUCUAAGUGUUACACAAAGAAAUACCCCAUUAAUUAUAUCUACAUCUACAUCUACAUCAACACCUACAAGGAUAGUCUCUCCUACUUCAUCUGCAACUCAUUUGGUAUACCCAUCUAUCAAUGAUACAUCGGUAUCAAAUUUGGGUCCUAGAUAAUCCCAGUUGGCUUUUCUAAUGUAU